AUGGCUAUUCCCAAGACUAUGCGCGCUCUUCAAUACUCGAAGCCAGAGCACUAUGGCCUCGUCGAGGUUCCUGUACCUGAGCUGCGCGAGAACGAUAUUUUGAUCAAGGUCAAGGCCUGCGGUGUCUGCGGCACUGACCUACACAUUCACGAGGGUGAAUUCAUCGCCCAGUUCCCCCUGAUCCCUGGUCAUGAGACUGUUGGCGUGGUCGCAGCCGUGGGCCCCAAGGUGAAGGGCUUCGAAGUUGGCGAGCGUGUAGUCGCCGACAACUCUGAGCUUUGCGGCACCUGCUUUUACUGCCGCCGCGGCGACGAGCUAUUCUGCGAGAACUUCCAGGCCCACGGCGUGACGAUGAACGGCGGUUUUGCCGAAUACUGCGCGUACCCCGCCGGCCGGGUGUUCAAGAUUAAGAACCUGUCCGAUGUGGACGCGACGCUGCUGGAGCCGGCCUCAUGCGCAGCGCACGGUCUCGAUAAGAUCGCGCCAAAGAUGGGCUCGUCCGUGCUCAUCUUCGGUGCUGGACCUACCGGUUUGGUUCUCGCGCAGAUGCUCCGUCAGUGUGGUGGCUGCCAUGUCGUUGUGGCUGCGCCGCAGGGUCUGAAGAUGGAACUUGCAAAGGACCUUGGUGCUGGCGAUGUGUAUGUUGAGCUGUCGCGCCAAGAUCCCCAGGCGCAGUUCGACAAGCUCAAGGCCGAGAACCCGUACGGCUUCGAUAUUGUCGUCGAGGCUACCGGUAACGUCAAAAUCCUGGAGGACUCGAUCAACUAUGUUCGUCGUGGCGGCAAGCUGGUCGUGUACGGCGUGUACUCGAGCAAGGACCGCGUCUCGUGGCCUCCGUCCAAGAUCUUUGGUGACGAGAUCACCAUUAUCGGCAGCUUCUCCGAGACGUACAAGUUCCCUGCUGCCAUUGACUACCUGGACUCCGGAAAGGUCAAGGUCAACGGUAUUGUCAACAAGGUGUUCAAGAUUGACCAGUGGGCCGAGUGCCUGGAGUCAAUGCGUAACAAGAGCGCCAUUAAGGCUGCCAUCACCUUCGACUAA
Penicillium lagena is the source of this 1041-nucleotide messenger RNA. RefSeq names its product zinc-dependent alcohol dehydrogenase family protein. Gene Ontology annotation, molecular function: zinc ion binding; oxidoreductase activity. The record is from RefSeq and is a predicted model, not a curated record. NCBI's taxonomy places the organism in Eukaryota, Fungi, Ascomycota, Eurotiomycetes, Eurotiales, Aspergillaceae. Bases 1 to 1041 code for a protein of 346 amino acids. The transcript has 5 exons.